This is a messenger RNA of Symbiodinium sp. CCMP2592, 4119 nucleotides long. The record is from the annotation of a GenBank genome assembly. NCBI's taxonomy places the organism in Eukaryota, Dinophyceae, Suessiales, Symbiodiniaceae.
AUGUGGCCUUGCGGGGCUGAGUGCACGUUGUUGAUGAGUUUUCUGGAUUUGCAGUCAGUGUUGCAGCUUUGGUCGGCAGUUCGCCGAGCUCGAGCGGGCCAUGACCUUCUGUUGAAUUGCUCUUUGCAAGUGACGGGGGAGCAGAGAUGGCGACGCAUCAGGAUCUGGAAGAAGUGGCUUUCAGGCAUGGCUGACAUUGACAUAGCCACGGCGCGCGAGUUGAUCCAUCAGAUCGACGACUUAAUGGGUCCGUGCCGCUGUAUAUCCGGGGCCUUAGCGCGGGACGUGGAGCUGGCCGUCAGCCGGCUCGUGUCGGCUAGACUGCGGUGGGUUCUUCGGGUGCUACUGCUGCAGAACAAGGCAUUCGAUGCAGAAUUGUCUAUGGCAGGAAUAUUCGAGGUGACCUCCAUAGCUCGUGAAUCAAUUCUGGAGGCCGUGACUUUGGGGAGGCUUCUGCUUCUGCCAGCACUUCUGACAGACGAGGGGGCUGGUCCUGAAAUUCCUAACCUCAGCUUGUGGAAGUCUUUCCUUCACCAGUGUCAUGGCCUGUGGCUGGAUGCGUCACGCUGUCCUUGGAGUUCCAUUGAUUUCUAUGGACACGGCGAUGCAGUGCAGCUGAAUCUGGAGGUGAGCCGCAGCGAGCUAGCUGCACUGUGCGAUUUUCCGUCGCGUCCCUGGAGAGAUGCCUUCGAAGCCGGCUUUGGUAGCCUUGGGAAUGCUGGGAGGGCGACGAUCUCGUUGUGGAUCUCGACGGUAGACGUCACUGCCCACAUCUGUUUGCCAGAAAUGGACGGACACAGUGGACACAAUCUACGUCUCAAUUGUAUCGUGCUUGGCUCCGACCUGGAGAAGAUGAGUUUCUUUGGUGGUCAGAAAGGCCGCAUUGAGAUUAAUUCAACUUGUGCAUCUGCGGCUAAAGUGAUUAUGGUAAAGGACCUGGGGACUGAAAGCUUCGAACGUCUCGCUGCGGCGGCAUGCGAAUCGUUGGUGCAGGUGUCUUGCGUCGCCAUGGAAGGAUACCCAGGUAAUGGUAAUCCGCCCGCUGACCCGUCAGCCACGGCCUCAGUCGGCUCGCUAGCUGCAGUUGAGGCAGCCUGCAGUGCAAAAGGAAGUGUAUCCAGCAGAUAUGGAGUCUGUGCAAUCGAAGGCGCGGAUGCAAAUGUGCAGCUCUUACAGCUAGAUCUAGCAAUUCCUUUUGGCGGUUCAGACAUUGCUUCUUUUCUGUGGUUGACUGAUGCGCACGUCGACCCAUAUUAUACGAGCUCUGACCGCCAGUGCAUCAAGAAACAGAUUCCUCAACUUGGGCAUUAUCCCUUCGGUGUGAUAGGCUGUGAUCCGCCCCCAGCGUUGCUCCAUUCUAUUCUCGAAGGAGCAGCUGGCUGGCUUAGAAAUCACGCAGAUACAAAUUUCGUACUAUUCACUGGCGAUUUCGUAAGACAUGGCUUGUCGCGGAUGCAGGACCCCGGGGCGAAUGCAACCGACAUCGUGAGGAAUGUAUCGGCUCUGGCCAAGAGCUAUUUUCCAGACCUGCCUAUGGUCUUCGGAACUCUUGGCAACGACGACAGCUCCUGCGAUUAUUGCCAAGAUAUUACAACAUCGAGCACUGUUAACAAAUGGUUCUGGAAUAUCGGCAAAGCCAUUAGUGACGCCGGUUGCAUGACUAAUGCGACACUUCAAACGUACAAGUACGGUGGCUUCUUUGACACAACCGUGGGGGACCUGACAAUCUUGAGUAUUUCCACGGUUAUAUAUUCAAUAUAUCACAUCCCAGCCAGUCAGAUAGAAGAUGAUCCUUUCGGCCAGCUUGCUUGGCUCAGAGAGAAAUUGACACAGGCCGUCCAGCGAGGACGACGGGUCUGGAUCAUCGGACACAUUCCGCCAGGCAUUGAGACAUUUGGCUUCACGGAAUUGUGGUGGCCUGUCUACUUGACUAAGUACUUGGCAAUAGUGCAAGAUUCUGUGCUUGGGGUGGCCAUCGCUGCUCAAGUUUUUGGACAUGUUCACAAAGAUGAGCUUCGAAUUCUGCCAAACCCUCCGCCAGGGGCUGGGCCGAUCAUCCUGUCAUCCUCAAUCAGCCCCGUCUACUACAACAACCCAUCGUUUAAGAUAGUCCAGUAUAACCGCAGCUCCGGCCAGCUUGUAAACUACAAGCUUAUCUACUCCGAAAUGACUGCUGAAGGGGAGCCCUUGCAGUGGAAGUUCGGAUACGACUUGCUACAGACCUACCCUGAGUUGCAGAAAUUGGGUACGGGCAUGGAUGCCGUGACGAACCUGACGGAAUCAUUAGUGGCAGGGAAAGAUACCUGGAAGCACUAUGCAAAGUGGUAUGCAACAAACUAUCCUAGCGAUCUCCAGCACUAUGUUGCGAUGGCAGCAGAUUCACGAGACGAUGCAAUCUGGAAGUCACAGCGCCGCCAGCAAUACUUGUGUGCAAUGACCAUACAAACGGCCGCAGAAUUUCGGGACUGUCUGGGUGUUUCUCAAGACGUUCCUCCACCACCCGCUUCGAGGGAUGAGGUCGAGCGGCUGAUGCUCGGCAGGCUGCUCGGCUGGGCGUCUUUAUCUAAUCUCGCCCCUGCCAAGCUUGUGAUGGAGCUUGCUGCGAGGAACGACUGGGGGAAACUGCUUUCUCUUUUCGGAGAGUUGGUUGAGUCGAGCCUUCGCACUGGCCAGCCACUCGAGUCUGUCCUUGCUGCCAGGCCGGCUCGGCCUGCGACCUCCGAAUCGGGCAGCGACAGCGAUGGCGGAGAGGACUUCUUUCGUGAUGCCAUCGGCGUGGAGGAUCCAAUGCUGGAUGACGACGAUUCGGAUCAAGGCCUUUCGCUGCAAGAGGUUGUGCAGGGCUUCAUGAAUAUCAACCACAGUCACGCGAACAUGGGAACGUACCAGGAGGACACCCGAGACAUCAGGCACCUCCUCCCAUGGGUGGACAUGGUUUGUGCCCCGCAAGUCACCGCUCAGCAGAAAAAGCGGUACCUCGAGGAGCUGAGUUUCGCCCUUCGGCCACAAGAGCUGACUCCACAGGCGCGUGAGAUGUUCGUUCGUCAAGCUUUACAUCGCGGCGUGGUUCCCGAGGCUGUAAGGCUCAUCGAGAGUGCCUCACCCACGGUUGCAGCGGCUGCCACCAACUUCCUGGGCGACUUCGCUUUCAACUCCGACAUGGGAUCCAAGGAAGUUCUCAAGGUUUUCGACCGGAUUGCAGAUCGCUUUCAACAUCUUUUCUCGUCUUCCUCGGACAGGGCGCUUAUGCUGCACGACGAUUGGCUCUUACAGGCAGCCAUUCUCUUGUGCGUCAACAUUGCCGCGACCUGUCCAGCCGGACACAUGAAGCUAGUAAGGCUUGUGCAGCCUGUUUGCUUGAAGAUUCUGCAGAGCAAACAGGUAGGCGACAAGCUUCGUGGCAACACGAUUCUGCUGUUGGCCAACUUGUCCAUGACCGUGUUGGGCGAGCUGCGUGAACUUCACGUGGCAAACGUUCUUCUGCAGUUGGUGUCGGAUGGCAACGUCAGCAACCAUGGGAAGAGCGUGGCAGAGUCGGUGAUCAUAUUUCUGCACGGCGAGAAACAGUGCCAUCAGGUUGAUAUACUGAUGGAGAGGGAUGUUGUCAGCAGCUACUGCGUUCCGAUCAUGGAACACACCUUGAAGGGCACGGAGUUUCGUGGCAUGUUUCCACACCUCCUGUACAGCGCUAAGCUCUUCCAGGUUCUGUCCAGGUGUCGCCUCUAUGCAGAGAAGCUGGUGGAAGACACUCGUGCAAUUCCGCUGCUGCUCAAGGCUGUGAAUCCACGAGCGCCUCCUCCAAGAGUGGAAACUGAUUACGAAGGCCGCCGGUUGGUGUUGCAGGCCCUCUGGUCACUUGCAAAGUAUCGUUUGUGGCCGUCUCCAGAUGAUGUGGAUAGUCAGAAAUUUCUGGACAAGGGCCUGCCGAUGCUCUGCGAAGACCGGCACGUGGGGAUUCGAACAGCCGCGGCAGGGAUCUUCGCUCAAAUUUUCUAUCCUAGUGUGAUCAGAUUACUCGCUGUCGGAAGGAGGCUGGAGAUUUCUGGCCUACUUCCGCCCGGGUUUUGGAAGCUCCGCAUUGCGUCGCAGCUAUUUCCGUUCCUGGCGGAAUGUCGAUGA